Messenger RNA from Zalophus californianus (California sea lion), 2691 nucleotides. RefSeq names its product musculoskeletal, embryonic nuclear protein 1 (gene MUSTN1). Bases 139 to 387 code for a protein of 82 amino acids. The transcript is spliced from 3 exons. Gene Ontology annotation, biological process: tissue regeneration; chondrocyte differentiation; chondrocyte proliferation. NCBI's taxonomy places the organism in Eukaryota, Metazoa, Chordata, Mammalia, Carnivora, Otariidae. Gene Ontology annotation, cellular component: nucleus. The record is from RefSeq and is a predicted model, not a curated record.
UGAAUCAUCCGGUCGCCCGACGAGGAGGGGAGUGGCUUGCCGGGACAGGCAAGGGGACUAUAUAAGCCCCAGAGGGCUGGCGCAGCUCUGAUCUCUUCCACCGGUUCGUGCGUCUGCCAGAAGAGCGGGGAACCCACCAUGUCCCAGGCUGGUGCUCAGGAGGCGCCCAUCAAGAAGAAGCGCCCCCCAGUGAAGGAGGAAGAUCUGAAGGGGGCCCGUGGAAACCUAGCCAAGAACCAGGAGAUCAAGUCCAAGACCUAUCAGGUCAUGCGGGAGUGUGAACGAGCCGGCUCCACCGCCCCGUCCGUGUUCAGCGGCAACCGGACCGGCACUGAGACCGUCUUCGAGAAGCCCAAAGCCGGACCUGCCAAGAGCAUCUUUGGCUGAGACGUGCACCCCAUUCCCCUUGCCGCUGCCAACUCCCAGACGCAGGAGCCUUCCCCCAAAACUUUUUUAUGCCAGAAUGCACCCUCUCACCUGCUGCCCGUGGGACAGCCACCCGCCCCUCACAGCCCUGGCCCCUCGGCUCAGGGACUCUGCACCAGCACCCGGGGAACACCAAUAAAGAGCAUGCCCACGCGGCCCCAGCAUGUGGAGCCUGUUAGUUGGUCACCGGCCAUGGCCACUAAGUGUAGGGGAGGGGCAGGCAGGUUAGGGUGUGAGGCAUGUUCCUCACCCUUCGUGGGCUUUUGGGAGGUCCCAGAGGGUAAGGCAGGUGCUAUUAUGGCUACUGCCACGUGCGAGAAAGAGCCUUGGACGUGGAGACCUGGUGCUGAGCUCCUGUGUGACUUCAAACCAGUCUCUCCCUUUCUGAGCCUCGGUUUCCCCUCCUGUCUGACAAGGGCCACAGGAACACGGCUCAGGGUGAAGCAGGUGGGGACCCGAGGCUCACCCCUCUGCCUGCCUUCGGCAGAAGCCAUCAAGAUGCUUCCAAGGACUCCAAGGCCCUGCCAGACCAGGGACCUCCAAGCCCCUUCCCCCCACACCCCUGUUUGCACUACCUCCUUGCCAGCUCAUACCCCUCAAAGACAAAGCCAAAGCCAGAUCGAGGCCCCUCUCUGGCCAGUGGUAGGCCGCCUCCUGAGCUGUUGUCCCACAGCCAGGGUGAGCCUCCCCCUUGCCACUCCCACAGCUCUGCCUGCAUCAUGGGAACUCCAGGCCCUUGGCUCACAAGGCCUCAGUGUCCCCUGUGUGCAUGGAGCUGUCAGAUCUGGGCCUGCGGAGGCCCAUCCCCCUCUGACGGCAAAACCACGGGCAGAGUCCCAGGCUGGACCAGCAGGGCUGGGCCUUGCGGCACCCGACUCAGGGCCGCCGUUGGCAGGGAAGCUGGCCGGUCCCCUGGGCAGGUGGGGCUGGCUGCUUCGAGCCUUUCCCACGUUCUCAGCCAGCCCGACCUCCUUAUAUAGCUGCUUCUAGGCUGGGCCUGUGCUCUGUGCCCCCAAGGAGCAGACCUCCGGUGGGACGGGGCCUGGGCCUGCCCACUGUGCUCCCCGAGGAGGCUCUUUGCAGAUUGCCGAAGGGGUGUGAAGCCCCAUGUGAUCCCAACCUUAUUCAGAGCCAAAGGGCAAGCAGUAUAGACGUGCAUAGAGAUGCUCCCGGCUGCAGGUGUGCUAAGGCAGGGGAACAUUUACUCGCAGCCAGAGACACAGCACCCGAGUCUCUGCUGCCCUUUCCCCCGGGCUGGAUGCUGCUGGCCUUGAUGGAGGAGACCCCCGGCGGCCAGUCACUGCCUCAGAUCCUUGUGUGGGCCCCCAACAUGGCUGCUCCCCACCCCAACCAGUGUCACCAAGCCAUCCUCCUUCCUCGACCCAGGGUUUGGCACCUGGCCACACUGCUGAAGCAACUCGACCUUAUCCGUGGCCAGACCCAGGAGCUGGGCUUUCCCAGAACCGCCAGGGACACAAGCACCAGUUUCAUCCAGAUCCCUCAGUAUUUAUUCACUUCGUUGCUGUUUGUUACAAAGGCAUUUCAAGUUUAUUAAAGGAUAAUUGAGAACUCAAGUUACCGGUAAUCCUAGCCCAGGCCGUCCGGUGCACUCCCCCUGGUCUGGCUCCGGACAGUGGCACUGCCUUGGCAUGCUGCUGCCUCCACAUUCUCACGCUGGCCGUGACUCACGGGCUCCCUCGGCAUGACUGACCCCUGUGGGCCGCCGAGUGCACACACCACCACACCGUUCGUUCCAUGCUUUCCUCUCAAUAAAUUCCCUGGAGGGAGACCUCUGGGCCUCAAGGUGUGGGCAUCUUUAUGGCUCUCGGUUGGAAUUGCCAAAGUGCGGGUCUCGUUCUGGGGGACUUGCUGGAGCUGAACCAAGAGCCCUAGCUAGAUUGAUGGGGCCCGACAGCAGCCUGGGACCCAAAGGCAGAGGACUCCUGGGCCCAGUCCCUGUCACCCCAGAAACAAGGGUUCUCCAUCCUGCCCCGACCCCAGCAGAUCUUGCCCCAGUCAGACACCCCAGUGGCUGCUCAGUUCAGGCUCCCACUGCCCCCUCCCGGAAGCCACUCCCUAGCCCCCUUGGUCUGGGCUAUCCCUGUUUCUCCCAGGCUGGGCUUAACGGAGAGCAGGCUGGUUCACUGUUGUGUCUCCCAGACCUAGGGAGCCCGCCAGUGGAAGGGCUGGUGCGAGGGGUUGGUAGCGGCCUGGGAUGAUUCUGGACUUUUCAGAGGGAGUGCCAUACUCACUUCCCACCUGAGC